UGGGCGGUGAGCGCUGCCAUCCGGCCUUGGGGGAGGGUGCAGAGACGGGCCUGGCGCACGUCGAGGGCCACAGCAGACUUUGCCGCUGGCUCUGAGCUAGCAUCCAGGCGGCCAGACCCGGCGGAGCUGUCCGCAGGGCGGAGGAACAUACCGGUCUAACAACCGAGAACAAAGACUUCAACAUCCUCCUGCCAUCCCUCAACAUCUACAGAGACUGCAAGGAUGCUGACUGUCCCGGAAAUGGGCCUGCAAGGGCUGUAUAUCAGCUCUAGCCCAGACAGGUCCCCAGUGCCCAGCCCACCCGGCUCCCCGAGGACCCAGGAAAGCUGUGGCAUUGCCCCUCUCACACCUUCACAGUCUCCAAAGCCAGAGGCCCGCGCUCCACAGCAGGCCUCCUUCUCUGUGGUGGUAGCCAUCGACUUUGGGACCACAUCCAGUGGCUAUGCCUUCAGCUUUGCUAGUGACCCUGAAGCCAUCCACAUGAUGAGGAAAUGGGAGGGAGGGGACCCAGGCGUGGCCCACCAGAAGACCCCUACUUGUCUGCUGCUGACCCCAGAGGGUGUCUUUCACAGUUUUGGCUACACCGCCCGUGACUACUACCACGACCUAGACCCUGAGGAGGCUCGGGACUGGCUCUACUUUGAGAAGUUUAAGAUGAAGAUUCACAGCGCCACUGAUCUCACCUUGAAGACCCAGCUGGAAGCUGUGAACGGGAAGAAGAUGCUGGCCCUGGAGGUGUUUGCCCAUGCCCUCCGCUUCUUCAAGGAGCACGCCCUUCAGGAGCUGAGAGAGCAGAGCCCGUGUAUGCUAGAGAAGGAUACCGUGCGCUGGGUGCUGACGGUGCCCGCCAUCUGGAAACAGCCAGCUAAGCAGUUCAUGAGAGAGGCUGCCUAUCUGGCUGGCCUGGUGUCUCGAGAGGAUGCAGAAAAACUACUCAUUGCCCUGGAGCCCGAGGCCGCCUCUGUCUACUGUCGAAAACUUCGCCUGCACCAGCUCAUGGACCUGAGUAGCCGGACUACAGGUGGUGGGCGCCUGGGUGAGCGCCGUUCUAUCGACUCCAGCUUUCGACAUGCCCGGGAGCAGCUACGCAGGUCUCGCCACAGCCGAACGUUCCUGGUGGAGUCUGGUGUGGGAGAACUGUGGGCAGAGAUGCAGGAAGGAGACCGCUACAUGGUGGCAGACUGUGGGGGUGGCACUGUGGACCUGACCGUACACCAGCUGGAGCAGCCUCAUGGCACCCUCAAGGAGCUCUACAAGGCUUCUGGCGGCCCUUAUGGCGCAGUCGGGGUGGACCUGGCCUUUGAGCAGCUGCUCUGCCGCAUAUUUGGAGAGGACUUCAUCGCCAAGUUCAAAAGGCAACGGCCAGCAGCUUGGGUGGAUCUAACCAUUGCCUUCGAGGCCCGAAAACGCACUGCAGGCCCGCACCGCGCAGGAGCACUCAACAUUUCGCUUCCCUUCUCUUUCAUUGAUUUCUACCGCAAACAACGAGGCCACAACGUGGAGACCGCCCUGCGCCGGAGCAGUGUGAACUUCGUGAAGUGGUCCUCACAGGGGAUGCUCCGGAUGUCCUGUGAGGCCAUGAACGAGCUGUUUCAGCCCACUGUCAGUGGGAUCAUCCAACACAUAGAGAUGUUGCUGGCUAGGCCUGAGGUACAGGGCGUGAAGUUGCUAUUCCUGGUGGGCGGCUUUGCAGAGUCGGCCGUGCUGCAGCAUGCGGUGCAGACAGCGCUGGGCACCCGUGGCCUGCGCGUUGUGGUCCCGCACGAUGUGGGCCUCACCAUCCUCAAGGGAGCAGUGCUCUUUGGCCAGGCACCCGGUGUGGUGAGGGUACGCCGCUCCCCUCUCACUUACGGCGUGGGUGUGCUCAACCGUUUUGUGCCUGGCCACCACCCACCUGAGAAAUUGCUGGUUCGGGAUGGGCGCCGCUGGUGCACUGAUGUCUUUGAGCGCUUCGUAGCAGCAGAGCAGUCAGUGGCCCUGGGAGAGGAGGUGCGGCGCAGCUACUGUCCUGCGCGCCCGGGCCAGCGGCGUGUGCUCAUCAAUCUGUACUGCUGUGCUGCUGAGGAUGCACGCUUCAUCACUGACCCUGGGGUGCGCAAGUGUGGCGCACUCAGCCUGGAGCUUGAGCCAGAUGGCUGCCAGGAAAACACAGGCACGUCCCCCAACCGCCGUGAGAUCCGCGCUGCCAUGCAGUUUGGCGAUACCGAGAUUAAGGUCACUGCUGUGGAUGUCAGUACAAAUCGUUCUGUACGGGCGGCCAUCGACUUUCUUUCCAACUGAGAGCGCCCUUUCGGGUGGGGACACAAGAACAUGCUGGUCUUCACAGCAGCGCCCCUUUCUCCCUACCCUGAGAGAAAUGUGAAGGACACAUGGAGACCAGCUUUGGUGUUGGGUCUUGGUCUGCUGACUGGAACACUGCAAGAGGCGAGGUGGUAUAAGAUUUCUAAGAGGUCUGUUAGAGGCUUGGCAAGUGUGGGACCACGGUGGUCAGAUUGCAACAGAGGACUAAACACUGGCCUGAACUGGUGGGUGAGGGGAAGGGUAAGUGAAACUGCUGAGGAGCCAGUGAGGUGCAGAACCUGGGCCUGAAGGUUAGAGUUCAUUAACUGUUGCGCUUUAGCCACAGGAAGCCAAGAGUUUCAUGCGGGGUGGGGGCUAAGCCCAUGCUAAAGGGACAGGUGUAGUAGUACCUGGAUGUGUGACUGUUAACUGCAGAGCAGUGGUUGAUGGGAGGAGGGUGCAUUGCUACAGUGAAGGCAGUUUGGAGGGGAUGUGGACACAGCAUCUGAGGACCCACGGGCAACCUAAAAUGACCCAUUUGCCCCCAACUCAGCCACGGGGCAGUUACUGGGGCAAGGGGCAGGGGGUGUCCCAGCUCUGCCACUUAAUCAGUAUAGCAUUAAGAAAUCUGAUCAACCAUGGGCCUCAGUUUCUCCAAGUGUGAAAUGCCAGGCACUUCCAGCCAUCCGUGGCACAGGACAACUUUACCUGCCUGAGAACUUACCCUAGGUGAAAAUAAAGCAUUUGUGGUCAA
Molecule: messenger RNA, 3034 nt
Organism: Onychomys torridus (southern grasshopper mouse)
Lineage: Eukaryota; Metazoa; Chordata; Mammalia; Rodentia; Cricetidae
Gene: Hspa12b
Product: heat shock protein family A (Hsp70) member 12B
Exons: 14
Coding region: 223-2280 (685 amino acids)
Source: RefSeq, a predicted model, not a curated record